ACAAUCACCUAAUGCUCGAUAUCUACUUCGAUUCACUCAGCUUUUCAAGGAUCACACAAUCUAAGGCGGUCACCGAAAUCAGCCUUAUGAGAAGUGAAUCAUCUUUAAGACACAGUGAACCUUCAAAGACAUUUCCAGGAUGAUUUUAUAAUUUCCAAGAUGAUUUUCGUUAUUAAAUUUCAUAUUUGUUUUUAUUGUUGGUUUUAUUGCAGAAAUAACAGUCCAAGAGUUAGAAACCUUACCAAACUAAAUAAAUUUUGGUCCCACAGCCAUUAGUAUGUGGUUUAGAAUCGACAUAUUGAAGGUUUUUGUAAUUUUUUCCCUAUAUGAUGCAAGUAACUUUACAAAUCAUACAUUAAAAAGAAGGUUUUUACAUACUGAUGAAGUUCGUAAUACAUUAUAUUUUAUUAUUUUUCUUCUUUUCUGAAAAAAAAGAUUUAUUAUGACGUCAUCAAAAAAAAUAAAAUAUGAGUUUAAAGAUUUUAUACUGCACAAACUUCCUAAAGAAAGUUUUGGUCUAUCUGCUAUGAUUUGCUUGCAAAAUCCAAUUAAGUAAGACCUGGUCAAAAAGUGUCAAAUUUCGAAAAACAAUCUCGCGGCCAAGGUUGAGUAGCAUGACUUUAGAAGUUUUAGAUGACGUAUAUUGUUUGCUGGUAAUAGCGUUUGCACAGGUUAUCUGCUAACAUAGUUAGUUAAUAUUAAAUCAAACCUUAUACACACAACAGCGUAAUCAUAUGCUUGUUGCAUUAGUUGCAAAUAUGAGAAGGAAAUUAACUAUCCUAGUUUUAAUAUUUGGGUUCGGAUUCGGUUCAUGGGUUUUGAUCGGGAAAAUAAACACAAUCUAUCAACAAAGCAAGGUGAAAACAUGGAAGAAUGAACUCCCUAAGAUAAAUGAACCAACAAUCAAAGACCCUGAGAAAUCAUGUGAGCCAAUCACGAAAAUCAUGUUCAUGAAGACUCACAAAACAGCCAGCACGUCGGUAAUGAAUAUAAUUGAACGAUACGCUGUGAAACAUAACCUCACUAUAGCCCUACCUAAUGGUGUGGAUUGGGCCCGGUUCAAUUAUCCCAACCCCUUCCAUGAAAGAAUGGUUUUCCCAUUGUUACACGGGCAAGAUCAUUAUGAUGUCAUAUGUCACCAUAUGAGGUUCAACUCAAAGCAAGUUAAUAAAAUAUUGCCGCGUCAUGUUGCAAAAUACGUGACAAUCCUACGCGAGCCGGGGAAAAUGUUUGAAUCGAUAUUCGAUUAUUUUUAUGACCUUGUGGAUUUUUUUCACAACGUUCCUUCAAGUUCGAGGGAAAACUUGGAGAUUUGGUUGGACGAUGCGCCAAGCCGUAUUAACCGGGGUGGGAAAGGUAUGUAGGAAUGAACAUAUUUAUUUUUGGGUGGUGGGGCUAUUUCAGAAGUUAUAUUUUGUCCUACAAAUGCUGCUUUUGCACAGCAUUGCAGGAGUUUAAGAGUGCUCGCUUUGUAACUGUAAGGAUACCGAGUUUAAACCUCAAUGCUGCUACCACUGUGGGUGGGAACGUCCUUGAGCAAGUGAUACUAAAUAUUAUCAAACAUUUCUCCAACCCGGUGACCACUUAUUGGUUGUUAAAAUUGGCAAUGUAAUGCCCUAAAAGCGAAAACACACACAAGUCCACAAUGGUAGCAGCAGUCAAACUAGAACCUCCUGUUAUCUUGCUUUAAUUACAUGUAAACAUUCAUCCACUAGUUAUUACUUAUAUUUUCUAAGGAGCUUAUUGGUUUAUUGGAAAAAACCUUGAAUAUUAUGAUCUGGGGUUUUCGAAUAUGAAUGAACAGGCAAAUUACUUGAAACUGGCGGCCGAAAGAAUUGAACAAGAGUUUGAUCUUGUUAUGAUAUCUGACCAUUUCAUUGAGUCAAUUAUUUUACUUAAGGUGGGUCAAAAGGUUUCCACUGCGUGCCUUGCCACAGGACAAAAGUUAUGUAAUAGCAUAAUGUAACGAGAAGACCCGAAAAUUGGAAGUAAAAUUAAAAUGACUUUGAGCGUGUGAUCAAAAAGAAAUUGUAAACGGCACCAACAAAGUUACUGUUUGUUAUACAGGCUAAGUAUUUAGAUUGUAUGAAUGUAGAUAUCAGUUUAUCACAUGCAAGUUACCAACGGAAAUCAUAUGUAGAUUAAUUAAACUUGUAUAUUCCCCGAAUUAUAACAAACAGUUAAAGUGUUGAUAGGUCUUACCAUUAAAAUGGGGUAACAGGACAACUCUGACAUAAAUCCAAGUCCCUGGCCUGCUAUCUUGUUUGUCAAUCGCACAGAACAUCAACAAAACUUCGACAAAACUAAAAUCCUGACUAGUCGUAUAUCUUUUGCAGUGUUGCCUAGUUUUAAUGUAACGUACAUAUACUUAAAAUUCUAACUCUAAUUAAUGUUUAUUUAUAGGACUUAAUGUGCUGGGACCUUAAAGACGUCGUUUCUUUGAAAUUAAAUUCUAGAAAAAGCAAAAGUCCGGAACAACCAGAGCAAUUAAGGCGGAAAAUCCGAAACUGGAAUAAAGCAGACGCAUUCCUGUUCGAUCACUUUAACGCCACCUUAUGGAGAAAGGUUGAGGCGUUUGGCCACCAGAGGAUGGCGCAAGAGAUCGCGGAAUUAAAAAGAUUGAACGGGGAGUUUUUUAAAGAAUGUGUGAAUGACACUGGCGUUGUGGGAAGUAAAAAUAAACUGCUUAAUCCAAGCGGGAGACUAGAUUUAAAAGCAUACGCGCCAAAAAACAAUGUCUCACAAAUGUGCCAGCUGGCCACUAUGGGUGAAUUACAAAUCUCUUCAAAAUUAAAAGACAACUAUUUAAGGCAAAAAAAAUUAUUAGGUUAAAAUUUGUUAUCGCUUUUAGAUAUGCUGUGAUUUUUGUAGUUUUUGUAGUUUUUGUAGUGUUAAACAGAGUACUCAACAAUUUUGGUAAAAUUGCAAGGCAAUCAUAAAAACAAAAAACAUUAGAUAAACAUUUUUAUCGCUUUUAGAUAUGCUGUAAUUUUUGUAGUUUUUGUAGUGUUAAACAGAGCAAUUAUAUUUCAUUUGCAAUGAAUUAGGAACAUACACGGGCGUGGUUAUGUACACAAUACAGCACCAAAGCUAUUUAAAACACAACAUGGUAUCUAUAUAAGAAAACAUGGUAUUUGCUGUAAAUAA
Messenger RNA from Ciona intestinalis (vase tunicate), 3147 nucleotides. NCBI's taxonomy places the organism in Eukaryota, Metazoa, Chordata, Ascidiacea, Phlebobranchia, Cionidae. The record is from RefSeq and is a predicted model, not a curated record.